UGGGGGGGGGCGGGGGUGGCGGGCGGAGGGACGAGGAGUCGCCGUCGUCGAGCCAUGGCCGCGCGGGAGGAAGGAGAGGCGGCGCACGGUAAAGCGAGGCAGCAGCAGGACGGAGGCAGCAGCUCGGACGCCUUGAGGAACGGCUACGUGAAGAGCUGCGUCACCCCCCUCAAGCAGGACCCCCGCGGGGUUUUGUCGUUCCAGCAAGACCUCCUCGGCUCCAGGGUCUUCAGGCUUUCCGCCGUGUACGUCAGCGCCGUUGUCAUUUUGGCGCUUUCGGUGCUCCUGUCCCGGAGCUCGCGGUGGGAUUUACGGACUCUGGUGUCGGGCAUCUCGCAGUCCGCCAGUCCGCUCUUCAGCAUCGGCUGCGCCUUCUUCUUCCUGACCUUGUACCUGAGGAGGAGGAAGAAGCAGAAGCAGAAAGAGGAGAAGGAGAAGGAGAAGGAGGAGGAGGAGGUGGAGGAGGGCAGCCACUGGUGGCUCCUGUCGCUGCCGGCGUCGUGCUACCUCGGGGACUUCGCGGUGCUCGGGUUCUCGCAAUGGGGAGAGGAGCAGCAGCAGAUGCAAAUGGCGGGCAGGUUGCUGUUCGUGUUGGGGUGCGUGGGGCUCCUCACGCUCGUCCCCACGCUCAAGCUCAAGCACAGCGUGCUCGUCCUGCUCUUCGCCAGCCUGGUGUGGCUUCUCUCCUUCACCGGCUUGGGCGGGCUGUCCCCGCUCCUCAGGCCGCUGCUCGCCUGCGUCGCCGGGCUCUGCGGCUCCUCGCUGGGGCUCGGCUUCGCACGGCGCUACCCGCCCGGGGGCGCUCCGAGCGGGGGCUCCGGCGCGGAGGACAGGGUGCCGGUCAUCAGAGCCAGGAGACGCUCCAGCUGCGUGUCCCUGGGGGAAACGUCGAGCAGUUAUUACGGCAGCUGUAAAAUGCCCCGCAGACCGUCUUUACCCUGCAUAUCCCGAGAGCAGAUGAUCCUGUGGGACUGGGAUCUUAAACACUGGUACAAACCACAGUAUCAGGGCGCGACGAGCGGCAAUGGCGUGGACCUGUCAGUCAUCAACGAGGCCAGGAACCUUGUGUCAGAGGUGUUGAUGGACUCGUCCUUGUCGCCCCACGCCAUCUCGACCCUGCACAGCGUCUCCAGCCUCAUGGGGACCUUCUCAGGGUCGUGUCGCCCCCGGGUCAACCCUUUCACCCCUUUCCCCGGCUUCUACCCCUGUGACGGGGUGGAUGACUCUGUAGAGAGGAGUGAACGCAAAACCAUUAAGGGUUUGAGCAGCAGAAACAGCCUCCCUACUCCUCAGCCCAGGCGGAGUUCGACCUCCUCCUCUGUGCUGCUCCCUCACGACUCACUUUCGUCACGGUGGGAACGUAACACCGGCAAGAGAUCCCACCCAGAUCUUAACUUGAUUAGCUCAGGUCUGUCCAAUGGGCCAAAUGCAAAUCUGCUCACCAUUCCCAAGCAGAGGUCUUCUUCUGUCACCCUCACCUACCACGCAGGGUCCAGGAGAACAGGGACCUCACCAAGUCUGAGUCCCGUCACCUCUCCCAGCCACAGUCCUUCGUCUGUAGCCACAGGUUCUUCAUCGUCCCUGGUCACUCGGUCGCCUGUGGAGUUUCCAGACACAGCGGACUUCCUGACAAAGCCAAGUGUCAACCUGAACCUGCACAAGCCUUUGGGCUACACGCUCAGCUCGUGUGACUUCCAGCAGGCAUUCCGCAGCUCCACUUUACCUCUUUGCACCAGCUGCGGGCGUCAGAUGCCAAAGGGGGUUUCCAGCAGCGAUUUGGGGGAUCUUCAUCAGCCACUCCUCAGCGAGGCCCAACGCAGGCGCUCGGCGGGUGAAGGGCCAGAGUUCCAAGGCGAGCCUUUCAUCAGGGAGGAGAGCGUGGAAGUGGACUUGCCUGGAGAGUCUGCUAGCACAGGGAAGCAGGGCCACACUGAGGAGGAGCAGAGCCCCAGCACAGAGAAGCAAACUCAGGAAUCGGGGAGUGAUCAGGAGUCCCGACUCGACCCGAUGCUGGAAGACCACGGGGCCCUCAUGGAGAGGAUGAAUACCUGGAACUUCCAGAUUUUUGACCUGGUGGACAAAACAGGAGGAAAGACAGGAAGAAUACUCAGCUACGUGACUUACACCCUUUUCCAGGAUACGUGUCUGUUUGAAAUUUUCAAGAUCCCUGUGAGGGAGUUCAUGACAUACUUCUACGCUCUGGAAAAUGGCUACAGGGACAUUCCCUAUCAUAACCGGAUCCAUGCUACUGACGUGCUCCAUGCUGUCUGGUACCUGACCACUCGACCAAUCCCUGGGUUCCAGCAGAUCCACAGUGAGCAUGUGACCGGAAGUGACACAGACUCAGACAGUGGGAUCUCUCCUGGCAGGAUAUCGUACGCCUCGUCCAAGACCUCCUCUAUAUCAGAUGACAACUAUGGCUGCCUGGCUUGGAACAUCCCAGCUCUGGAGCUCAUGGCCUUAUAUGUAGCAGCUGCAAUGCACGACUAUGACCACCCUGGCCGCACUAAUGCCUUUUUAGUUGCCACUAACGCGCCUCAGGCGGUGCUGUACAACGACCGCUCUGUGCUUGAGAACCACCACGCGGCGUCUGCCUGGAACCUUUACCUAUCCCGGCCCGAGUUUAACUUCCUGGUCAACCUAGAUCAUGUGGAGUUCAAGCGCUUUCGCUUCCUGGUCAUUGAAGCCAUUCUAGCCACAGACCUCAAGAAGCACUUUGACUUCCUGGCCGAGUUCAAUUCCAAGGUCAAUGAUGUGAGCAGUCCGGGAAUUGACUGGACCAAUGAGAAUGACAGACUGCUGGUGUGCCAAGUGUGUAUCAAGCUGGCAGACAUCAACGGACCAGCCAAAGUCCGCGACCUGCAUCUGAAAUGGACCGAAGGCAUUGUCAAUGAGUUUUAUGAGCAGGGAGAUGAGGAAGCGGGCCUGGGCUUACCCAUCAGCCCCUUCAUGGACCGUUCCGCCCCUCAGCUGGCGAAGCUGCAGGAGUCCUUCAUCACACAUAUAGUCGGCCCGCUUUGUAACUCGUACGAUGCCGCGGGUUUACUGCCCGGCCAGUGGGUCAGUGGAGACGGAUCGGAUGAAGACGACGAGGGCCGAGCGGACUCGGACACUGAGGACGACGACGAGGAGGAGGAAGAGGAGGAUGGGGAUGAGCUUGAAGAUGAUCUGCGGCCGAAAAGGAGGAAAAGCCACCGGCAGUUAUUCUGCAGCAUCAUGCAGCACCUAACCGAGAACCACAAAGUGUGGAAGAAGGUCAUCGAGGAAGAGGAGAAGAGCAAAGACGUCGGCAAGCAGCAGCAGUCUGACAGCCUGCCGGCCAGCGUGCCCGCGUCGGCUUCAGAUGACAUCCAGGUCAUCCAGGAGGAGGAGGAAGGGGAGGAGCGUCAGUAGCGCCACGGAAUCGUGCGGAGGAGCGAGAAGAGCUGCAGAAAAAGAAGUCCUUCACCCAACAGCCUUUUACACACUGACAUGAACAUCAUGACAUUUUUUCACACACACACACACACACACAUGCUGAACACUGUGCAGUCAACUUUUGGAGAAACAAAAAAAAUACAAAUAAAAAAAGGCCUUACCACUGUGAGCGGAUCCUUGCUGCAACAGUGGGAGUCCAUCUCCUAUGCACUUUCAGCCCUCAGUGGCGAGUCCUGGAGCAGCUCUAAGACGAAGAGGUCGCACGUGCCCAAGAAGAGCGUCAGGUCCCCAGGAUGACCUCGGCCGCGACGAUGCCUUGAGUGCAUAGCGCUUACACCUCUCUUAGGUACAAAACAAGUCUUGACUAUUUAAAAAAAACAAAAAAAACAGGAGUUUUGAGCAUGAAGCAAGUAAGCAACGUGGAGACGCCAUCGACGCCCUUUACCAAAGUGAACUGUUCGUACGUGGAAAGACGAGACCGAGACUCUUUCAGCCUCAGCUUCGGGUUUAUUUUUGGGAAUUCUAUAAAUAUAUAGAUAUAGAUAUACAUGAGAUAUAUAUAUAUAUAUAUAUAUAUAUCUCGGAUGUGCCUGUCUGAACCUUUACUGAGUCCAUAUUGGCCCAGAGCCUUGGCUUGUGUAGUUCUCUCUCCUUGCUGGCGACACGAAAACACUGUAUGAGACAUGAUUGAGAAAUGUCCACUGAUGAUUAGCAUUAUUAUAUCGGCAUCAUUUUGGAUGUCGUUAAUCAUGUGUGCCACCCAUGCCACCCUCCUUUUGUUGUUUCCUUUGCUGCAAUGAACGUCUGAUUAUCUUUUUUGGAAGAAUGUGAUCGAGAGUUUGGAGAAAGAGAGCACAUUUUGAAUUACUUUUUAGUACGCGAUUUGUGCGUAUGCUUGUGUGUCCUUUCAUUUAUCUGGUGUUGCAUUCAGGUCAGGAAUGCUGUCUCCAAUGAAUGGAUUUUUAAUUUCCUGUUGAUUUUUUUUUUUUAAGGUUACUCAGGAUUUUUGCAAAGUUGUAUGAUUACUUUGCAGGAAUUAAUGUCAUUAAUAUUGACUUUAACGAGGAACACCAUCCAGUACAUCUUGGCGAGUGAAGGAGUGAACAAGUCGACUGCAAAAUGAAGCAAUCGAGACCGUCGGCGACGCGACAGGAGCUUACAGUAUGUGCUGUCUCUUGUCCAUUCAUACACAGCUUGCUGAACCUCACUGGAGAAACUCUUGUAUGGCCACAUAGCGACACUCUAACGUUGUUUUUUUUCCAACAGUACAAUGAGCAGGUGCCUCUUCUUUUUAGCCAACAACAAACAUUUUUCAUCGACAGUGGUGCCUUGAGAUGCCAGUUUAAUUCGUCCCAUGACCACGCUUGUAAUUCAAAGCACUCGUAUCAUACGCCAUCUUUGCUCACUGAAGCGAAUCGAAAUGCCAUUACAGGAAUCGCUCGUUUGUAGUUAACAGGUGAAAUCCACGAAGUAGCGACAACAUAUUUGUUUGAUUAUUUAUACAUAUUUUGAAGGUGUAUGAAGACUUUUUAAUCUUGCCCACACACCUAUUAACUUUGACCAUACUAAUAUGAACACAUUUUAUAUUCUAAAAGACCUUUUAAACUCAAACAACAGUAAUGCACAGUAGUACAGUACACUACAUUUUAUUCCCUGUAAUAUGUGUUUUAAUGUUUUGUUUGUUUUAGGCUAGAAAGCAUUUGUUACCACAAAAACAUUGUAGCAUACACUCAAAAUCCCACAAUAUGGUUACUUAUGCACAAUAUGAAUAUGGGGGGGUGGGGGGGGGAAAUCUGCCCCCCCCCCCCUCGAGAAAUUUGUAUUUGGGGGGGGGGGAAUAGCACUCUAUUAUAUUCUACAGAGUAAUAACAUAAUUAAAUAGAAUGUAAAAGAAUGAAACAGUUUGUGCUGCAUGGUUAAAUGCUUCAAUUUAGCGAUCCUGCUGCUCCUUCCUGUGUGGCCACCAGGGGCAGUAUAGUACAGUCAAAUUCGCACGAAUGAAGCGAGUGGAUCUUCGUUUGUCUGUAAUCUGAUUGUCACUAUUCUUUGACCCAAUAAGCUGCAAUGAUUUUAGACCUUUUUUUCCACAGAGAAUAAAAAAUAUUAAGUAUUGUGAUAUUGUCUGUCAACGUGUGUUGCUGCUCCACCGUUUGUGUUCAAUUAUCUGUUGCUUGAAGUGUUUUAAAACCACAACGUAGACGCCAUGGCGUUUUCCAUUGUGCUAGCGUUUAGCUUGCGCGAGCUUUCGGCGGUUAUUUGAAAUAGUAAUGUAAUUGUCCUUUUGAUGUUAAGUUCAGCAGCAAACUUGAACUUGGAGUGGCAUGAACCAGCUUGAAGCCUCUUGAAAAAAUUAGACGCUAUGUGCCAACAAAAUCAACAAAUCAAAGAUAACAUCAUGCGAAUGACUGCUCGCAUCUCGAGGUCGUAAAUGGGCUCGCUCGUAUCUCAAGGCACGACUGUGUUGUACUUUCUUUUUUUUUUUUUUCGAGUGGCCAGUGUGAAGAAAGGACCCAGGUGUUUUUUGUUUUGUUUGUUUUUUUGCCCCCCCCCCCCCCCCCCCCCCCCCCCCCCCAUCUCAGCAUUCCAUUUGAUGAAAGGGAAUGCACAAUUGUUGCCUCUUUGUCAUAAUCAUAAUCAUCUGUGCGGAGCAUGUUAAGUCCAAUGGAGUUUGUGAUAUUUAUAAAGAAGCGGGGGGGGGGGGGGGGGACAUGCUCAUUUUAAUACCAGACAAGUGUUCAGCCACUGUACAAAAAGAUAUAUAUAUUUUUGAAGAAUCAACUGAAUAUAUCGGUUUUCUACACACACGCAUUUGUGAUGUGCAUUGAAAUCCUUGUCCUUGUUUUGAUCUCCUUUCUUUUACAGGUGUGGCUACGUGGUAUGCUUAUUUUCUUUUCAAUUGGGUUCAUUCUCGUAUUCAUCAUCAUCAUCUCUCCUUCACUAGUGCCAAACUUGACCGACAUGCGGUUGGCCGUGACAUUAGCGUUCCAGUAUUGACAAAGGAGCAGCGAGAGUAGCAGACUGGACUCAGGUCAGAGCCAUAUUCAUUCUUUCCCACGGAGCCAUUCUGUACCAGAAGUCGCUAUACUCUGUCGAACCGAGUUCCAAGUGUUGUCGGCUUUUUAUUUCAAACCACCGUGUCCGCUGAUGAUUGUGCCAUAAAAACAUCAAUGAAGUUCCAUGUGUGUGGCAUCAGUGUAUGUAGCUUUUGGUCCAAUGUAACCGUUCACUCUUAACCAACACUGUGGGAGCAACUGAUUUUUGUUGUUAUUUAUAGCUGUCAUUAAAAACAAAAACAAAAAAAACA
Messenger RNA from Phyllopteryx taeniolatus (common seadragon), 6721 nucleotides. It is a transcript of the gene pde3b, whose product is annotated as phosphodiesterase 3B. The record is from RefSeq and is a predicted model, not a curated record. NCBI's taxonomy places the organism in Eukaryota, Metazoa, Chordata, Actinopteri, Syngnathiformes, Syngnathidae. Gene Ontology annotation, cellular component: membrane. Bases 55 to 3393 code for a protein of 1112 amino acids. Gene Ontology annotation, molecular function: protein kinase B binding; 3',5'-cyclic-AMP phosphodiesterase activity. Gene Ontology annotation, biological process: signal transduction. The transcript has 16 exons.